Molecule: messenger RNA, 2492 nt
Organism: Hippocampus zosterae (dwarf seahorse)
Lineage: Eukaryota; Metazoa; Chordata; Actinopteri; Syngnathiformes; Syngnathidae
Gene: emc8
Product: ER membrane protein complex subunit 8
Exons: 6
Coding region: 242-856 (204 amino acids)
Cellular component (GO): EMC complex
Source: RefSeq, a predicted model, not a curated record
CAGCAUUUUGGUUUACGGCCUCACCGGUUCAGUUAUCAGUGUGCUCGGAGGACAUAAGAUAAGCUUAAGUUUACUCUGAGCUGAUCUGACCACUUUGUUGUAGACUGAAUCGAAUCAAUUAUUAUUAAAAAAACGUGCUGUGCUACUUUUCUCCUGGUAUGAUAUGCGAUAUAUUUAGCUAACUUGUCAGAAGUAUUUUUACGUCGUGUGGCACAAGAGCCUACCCAAUUCCUUCACAAUCAUGCCUAUUCAGCUGACAAGUCAGGCAUACUGUAAAAUGCUCUUGCAUGCCGCCAAGUAUCCGCACAGCGCCGUCAACGGGUUACUGGUUGCAGAAAAAGCCAAGGCGAGAAGGAAAGACAGUCUCCACGAUCCUGUCUUGUGUGUGGACUGUGUGCCGCUCUUCCACGGCACUUUGGCUCUUGCACCCAUGCUAGAAGUUGCUUUAACACUGAUUGACACUUGGUGCAAAGAAAACAAUUAUGUCAUCGCUGGAUACUAUCAAGCCAAUGAACGCACAAAGGAUUCUAGACUCAACCAGGUUGCAGAAAAAGUUGCAGCAAGGAUUUCUGAAUGCUUCAGUGAAGCCGCAAUUGUUAUGGUGGACAGCAGCAGAUUAAAAAUGAGUUGCCGCGAACCCAUUGUGCUCAUUUAUGACCUUCACGAAAAUAAAUGGAAAAGCAGGGAUGUCAAUCUUGACUCUUUCGAGGACUGGAGCGAAGCGCAGAAGAUCACGUCAGCUCUUCUGGAGGGAAGGUCCUACGAGAACUUGAUCGACUUUGACAAUCACCUGGAUGACCUCAGGAACGAUUGGACCAACCCAGUGAUUAACAAAUGUGUCCUGGACCUGUGUUAAAACUGUUGGUUGUGUAGGCUUAACAAGCACAUGAUGACAGCUGCUUCUGCUACCUCUGGCACGGGAGCACAUGAUACUCAACCGGACAGUUCCAGUUUAACUUCUGGCACUGCCCAGAAUAUGUAGAACACCGACCUUUGAUUAGGGCAACUGAUCUCAAGGGCAAGCACCUGAUGUGCACUUUGGGCAGUCAUUGCAGACAUAAUGUGUCUCGAUGCAUUUAAAAAAAAGAGAAUGCCGUGUCUUUAAUCAUAGUCUUAAAUAAAUAAUGAAACAUAGAAAAUAUUUGAUUGAUUAUGUUGUUCUUUACUUCUAAAUGAAGUAGCCAUACUGAGAUAAAAUACGGUAGUGCCUUGAGAGAUUAAUUUAAUUCACACGUGAUGCAAAACAAAAGUACCGGUAGUUUAUUUUAACAAGAAAAAUGGCAAACUAAUAUUUGACUAUGAAUUCAUAGUUAUGAGAUAAUAGGUUGUUUAAAAUAAAAUAGUUGGGGUCAGUUUGUGUCAAUCCAGUGGAUAUUGUGCUUCAUCUUCUGGGUGUCUUGGCCACAUGGGGGCAGUAUAAGACACACAAAGAAGACUUUCUUACUGACGCAGUAAGCUGCAGUAAUAUUUCUUUUUUUUCCCUGCAUAGAAUAAAUAAUAUGAUGUUUUUUAAAUAUUGUUUGUCUACAUAUGUUGCUUCGUUUGUGUUCAAAUAUUUGUGGCCUAAAGUAUAAAACCAUGGUGACACCGUUAUUUGCUUGUUAGCCUGUCUAUGUAUUUUGGCAUUGUGUGUUAGCAUUAAGCUCACAGACUUUAGUAAGGCAUAAUAAAUGCCAGUUUGCUUACAUUAACAAGUACGGUAAUUGUCUUUGUUUUAUGUUUAGUUUGACAGUUUGUAGUUUGACAGUAAACUUCGAGGGGGCAAAUGUCAAUCUUGAAGCUACUUUUUUGGAAAAACUAUCUGCCAAAUUGCUGCCUGCUGUCAAAUGAGCUGAAAUCGGUUCACUGCCAUCAUAAAGCACUUGCAAGUCUUACAAUACAAUAAAAUACAUGCCGAUUUAUAUAGUUUUAGCAAAAAAAAGUCGUCGAAUCUCUCGUCUUUCAAGGCACAACUGUAAAAGAUUUAAACUUGUAGGAUAUUAUUUUACUUCCACUAAUAUAUAAUUACCUGUAACAUUUUGUUGCAUUGUUUUGACGCAUCCAAAACACACAUUGUUUUAAAAUUACUGUACUGUAUUCUUUUGUAUAUGCACCAGCAAUGACAGACUGAUAUUUUGAAGUUAUUCAAACUCCUCUCAAGAUCACAGAGAUGUAUUGCUUUGUUUUAUGUACUGUAUGUUUGCUCAAUAGAGCUGUUGUAAUUCUUCCAUCUAAAAAUCAGAAGACAUUGUACUUUAUGAAUGUAAACAUACAGUGCAACACUUGUAUUUGUGAAUAUGGACUCUGUUAGCUAUAGCCUGUAACCAGCCACGUACGAUCAUGGCAUUUUUACAGAUUAUUUUCAACUGAAUGGUCUCUGUAACACUCAAGGUACUUGUCUAGCAAUGCACUAUCAUUGGGAAGAUAUUCAACUAAAUCACAUUCAGGGGAAUAUGAAUUAAGAUUUUGUGUUUUGCUUUGAUUUCUGCUGAUUAAACAACGAAUGGCACUCA